Molecule: messenger RNA, 2451 nt
Organism: Punctularia strigosozonata HHB-11173 SS5
Lineage: Eukaryota; Fungi; Basidiomycota; Agaricomycetes; Corticiales; Punctulariaceae
Exons: 2
Molecular function (GO): nucleic acid binding; zinc ion binding
Source: RefSeq, a predicted model, not a curated record
CACUCGAAGGAGCGAAGAACUUUCAUCCGUGGAGUCCCUAGUGACGAGCUCGAUUCAGACGAGCAAGACGCCGCAAUCCAGUAUUGGAAGGAUCGCAAACAAUCCGAGAACGAGCGCGUAAAAGUCGAGACUCCCGAUAGCUUCGCCAGAGAAAUUAAAGAUGCCACCGAUUCACGAGAAAUCUUCAUCGCAGAAAAGAACCGUGAGGUGAUCGAGGCGAAGACGGCCUUACGCAAAGCCGAACUAGAGAUGGAAGAAUACAAACGCCGUUAUCUCCAAAUGAUGGCUAGGACUGAGGAUCUUUCAUCAAACAUCGAAGAGUCCAUCGAGACCGAUGACGACAAGGGCGCUCAUGGAAGAGGCGGUGCCGAUAGAUCGGCAUUGCUCCGGCAAGGGGCGGCAGCCUCUGCCGCGUCACAGCAACUCCGCUUUAGGACGCCUGAUUACCCUUUUAAGAAGGAGCUUUUCAACUCCGCUCCUACGCAUACUGUCCACUCGGCCAGUGCUGCUGUGCCCGCAUCAGUGAAUCAAGUACCUAUCGGUCUUCGACCAUCUCAGAACGUGCCUGCUUCUAGUACGUUAGGUAGAACUAUUCAACGUCGGCUUGCAAACCUUCGAGAAGCAACGAAUGAGCUCGAAAGAGGCAGCGCAAAGGGGAAAUCACCCCCGCGAUCGGUGAUUAAGCCCCAACCUCCGUCCGAAUAUGACGGAAAGAAUAGCCUUGACGUAUUCCAACGUUUCGUUGAAGAAGCCUGCGAGUAUCUCAUCGAGGGACAAGUAACCUCGAAAUGGCACGUCCAGAAACUACGCCGCUAUCUUACCAAGGAGGCAGAGAAAUUCUAUAAGCAAAGCGUAAAAAUCCCCGAGGAUUGGACUAUUGAAGAGUUUUUCUUGGACUUAUUCAACCAUUGCUUCGACGAUGGCUUUAUGGGGCAAGUACGCCGCAAAUUCAAUACUUGGGUUCAAAAGGAGUCCACUGUAAAAUCCUUCGCAUCCACGCUCGAAGGACUUCGAGAAGACUUAGGAGAAGAGAUUAGCGACUUCAGGAUGAACCAACGACUUUGGGAAGGCUUGAGGGACGAAAUCACAGAAUGUCUUUAUCAUUACGGACUUCACCCGGACUACAGCUCAUACGAAGUAACCCUCGCGUCGGCAAUUCAGGCCGAGCGAGCCGUGAACAAUACGUUACAUAGAAGCUCUAGCUUCUCUAGCCCUACGAGCAAUACGUCGGUCCCUAAAGCAAGGAAAGGACGAUCCACGAAAGUAUCUGUGAACACACCUAAGGUCACCAUCAAUGAAACAAAGGCAACGCCUUCGCCUAAGUUUGUAAAGAGGCAACCAAGGAAAGAUACCCCGAAGAUGUCUGAAGAGGAACGUCAGCGCCAUAUCGAUAAUGGUUUAUGCUGGAAUUGUUCGCAGGCUGGGCACCUUGGUCGGAACUGUCCUGAACGACAGAAAACGAAAGGUGCCACGAAUAAACCACCGGGUAAAACCAGCUACGCAGUCCGGUUACCAUUGGUAGAGGACGAAUCCGUCGAGGAAGAGGACGAACCUGUCGAGGAAGAGGACGAUCCCGUCGAAAUUAUCGAUGAGCUUCGAGCACACAUGAUGAAUGUUGUAUACGAAUCGGAUACCGAUAGCUCGGAGGGUUCGGAUACUGAAGUCGAAGAGUCGGAUCGGUCAAGCACGCUAUCAGAGCUUGUAGCGAUCUAUGGAAACCACGGCUUGAUAUUUCAGAAUGGCUUAGAUUAUUGGGGAAACCCACCUGACACCGAGAUACGUCCCGUCGAACCACGGAAACCUUGGGACCACGCUGCCCGAGCCGAACAAUUAUGGCACGAUCUCGAUUAUCUUCGCACUCGAGGAAUCAUCGGUACUGUAAUACAUUCCCGUGAGAUGUACAAGCGGUUACAUAACGAGGAUCACCUUCAAUGUCCCGAAGAAGUGCUCAACCAUGAAAUGGAAAAGGAACCCGUGUUCAAAGACCGCUUCGGUGACCCUGUACAAGAAAGAAUCGAACGACAGAUGAUAUUUGGGAUAUCGCGACUCCCUCACCUAUGGCAGACCUGGCAGAACGAGCCGCUCGUAGCUUCAUGCAUGACAACCACGAAGAAUGACGAAGUCGUCUGGCUCAUAAAUGACCCACUCUUGAGUCGACUCGUCUUCAUGCCGAUGCUGCACAUAGGCAGACAGAAUUUCGACUUUGUCGGCUGGUACCAGAAACGAACAAUCGAGUUUGUAGACCUGUCACAUAAAUAUGAGAAAGGCGAGCUAGAUCACGAAGACAUCGAUUAUUACAUGGAAUGGAAUGAAAACCAAACCGCUACUCACCUGGAGGAGACUGAGAUUAUGGAUGGACCUACGGGUUCCGACCACAGCUCGUCUACCUCGAGCUCGGGAGGCGCAGAGGAUAAUCAACCGUUCCCACAAUCAGGCAACUACCAUACCUGA